This is a messenger RNA of Alnus glutinosa, 618 nucleotides long. RefSeq lists its product as uncharacterized. Bases 1 to 618 code for a protein of 205 amino acids. Lineage: Eukaryota; Viridiplantae; Streptophyta; Magnoliopsida; Fagales; Betulaceae. The transcript has a single exon. The record is from RefSeq and is a predicted model, not a curated record.
AUGGCAGUCCAACUGCUGGAAAAAUUCAAAAUUCCGGCUAUCCAAACUUAUACUGGGGUUGAAGAUCCUAUUGAGCACCUGGACAACUACAAAAUGCACAUGGAUUUGCAGGGAACUCCGCAAGAAUUAGCGUGCCGAGCCUUCCCGCUCACCUUGUCCUGUUCUACCCGGGAUUGGUUUCAAAAACUCCCACCGGGUUCCAUCACGAGUUUUGAAGAUCUCGGACGAAAAUUUAUUACCCAAUUCCUAGUUUGGUGCAAACGGAAGAAACCGUUCGGUCAAUUAAUGGCGAUGCGCCAAAAGGGAGACGAAUCUCUAAAGGAUUAUGUGAUCCAGUUCAACCAGGCAAAGCUCAUGGUGGAUAACCUGACUGAGGAGAUGGUUUAUGCCGCUCUUUAUCAAGGAUUACGGGUAGAAGGACCUUUCAUGUCCGAGAUUGCUCUCAAUCAUCCUGAGAAUCUGGCUGAUCUCACGGACGUUAUUGAGAAGUACGUUAAUCAGGAGGAAAUCCUUGCGGCUCUGAGGGAGUCCCACAAACAAAAGAUUGCGGAGUCAAGCAAUCUCGGCAAAAAGGAAAAAGCCGGGAAGGAAGAAAAACGGACCGAAACAAAAAAUUAG